Molecule: messenger RNA, 4004 nt
Organism: Dermacentor andersoni
Lineage: Eukaryota; Metazoa; Arthropoda; Arachnida; Ixodida; Ixodidae
Source: RefSeq, a predicted model, not a curated record
UCAAAAAGUCAAGUCGUCAGUUUCUGCGGCGUGAAGAACCAUGGAGAGUUUCGCGUUUCGCAGUUCUACACCACAUGGGUCAGGCACGAUCCAGACGGGCAUUUUCUAUUUUCCAUUGUAUCUUCGUUUCGUCUUUCUACUGGGCUUUCCUCCUCACCUCCACUACUACUGGUUCUGGAAUCCAGUUUCCAACUGCGGUCUGCAAGCGUACCCAGCGUGCCCCUGCACUAUACUCUAUGGUCUGCACUCGAAAAUGUUACUUCGGCCACGAGCAUCACCUGUUCCAGGAGCGACCACUACUGCUUCUACAUUCCCUCGCCAGUGGCGUCCUGCUGGUAGACUGGACUUGUCUCCUCGCCCUGCACUACUACUGGUUCUGCAAUCCUGUUUCCAGCUGCGGUCUUCAAGCGUACCCAGCGUGCCCCUGCACUACUCUAUGGUCUGCACUCGAAAAUGUUACUUCGGCCACGAGCAUCACCUGUUCCAGGAGCGACCACUACUGCUUCUACAUUCCCUUGCCAGUGGCGUCCUGCUGGUAGACUGGACUUGUCUCCUCGCCCUGCACUACUACUGGUUCUGCAAUCCUGUUUCCAGCAGCGGUCUUCAAGCGUACCCAGCGUGCCCCUGCACUACUCUAUGGUCUGCACUCGAAAAUGUUACUUCGGCCACGAGCAUCACCUGUUCCAGGAGCGACCACUACUGCUUCUACAUUCCCUUGCCAGUGGCGUCCUGCUGGUAGACUGGACUUGUCUCCUCGCCCUACACUACUACUGGUUCUGCACUCCCGUUUUCGACUGCGGUCGGUACCUAGCAGGCUCCAGCACGUCGACUCUCCUUUCUGCACUCCAAAAGAGAUUACUUCGGGCGCCAGCAUCACCCGUUCCAUGAGCGACUGCUUUUGCUUCCACGUUCUCUCGCGGACGGCGUCUUGCUGUAAGACUGGACUUAGCCUGGCGUCCUUGCACUUAAUUCUGGUUCCCAGUGUUUGCUGUCGCUUGUGGCGCAAGAGAAUUGUUCCAGACGCUCAUUUACAAGAAAAUCCCUGACCUUGCCUCACGAGCAACAAUCUUCAGCACGGUCGUCCUGCCACGUCCUCUAUACAAGAUUCCUCAUACUCGUGAACGCGUCGCACGUCUGUCAUGGCGGUGUCCUGCACUGUGUGGACGGCGUGUUCAUGCUCUGAAGGACUGCGUGUCGUCACCGUCCCAUCAGCAUCGGAUGUGCUCCUACAGUUCGGUGUUGCCUUUUUGCACAGGCAUAUUUAAGUUUAGCGUAGCGAGCUUCUCUGCUUUGGAAGAGGGGUACGUUGCUCUGCGAAUGGACGGCGCUUUUAGGAAUCGAGUUAAUACGAAGCAGAACAGUAAAAGAGGUCUGGUUACGUGGACACCACUCGGUCCUUAAUAAGGGAUGUCAAUGUUUUCAUGACUCGAUCAGUAAAUUUUUGGUGGCGAGAGUAAUGGACAUUCAUUGACAUUGUGCACUUUUGUAGUAACGUGUGUGUGUGUGUGUGUGUGUGUGUGUGUGUGUGUGUGUGUGUGUGUGUGUGUGUGUGUGUGUGUGUGUGUGUGUGUGUGUGUGUGUGUGUGUGUGUGUGUGUCCUACUAAGUGCUCCAUCUUUCCGAUCGACAACGUAUGAUGUGGGUUCCGCAGCUAGCUGGCGCACUUCGAAUUUUUUUAUAUGUUGGUAGCAUUUCCAGCGUCACAGUUGCUUCACUUUACCCGGUUCAUUCCUGUUGAGAUUCCUGGUUUGAUGGUUUACUAUCGUCUAUGGACAUGCGCUUUUGGAUUCGUCGAACCGCUGGUUUCCUUUACUUUGGACCAUGGGUUGAUCGCUGUGGUCGUUUCAGCAUUCAGCAGGUAUUGUUCGGACGCCUUUCUCGUGCCAGAAACGGUCUUGACACAUUCUCGGUUCUUCCACGUUGCUCAUCACUGGCUCGGAAAGAUUAACAUGCCACUACAAAAGGACACAAUGUCAGUGAAUGGGAAAGGGGAGGGUGGUUAUUCUCGCCAACAAAGAUUUCCUGAUUUGCUCAUGAUGAUAAUGACGUCCAUCUUUAAGACUGGUUGGUGUCAAAGGUCACCGGGCUCGCUGUUUCUAGUUUUCUGGUGUCCUUCACUACUCAAAUGCUCUUAUGGAUCUACAUGGUCCAACCUAUGUAUUACCUGUCGUUUAUCAGACAGUGCUUCCCGCUGUCGUCGCUUGUUCACCGCUUACACAGUGCCGUAGUUUGAUAUUUGUGUCCAUAACUAUCGCGUACUCUGCAAGAUAGGUAAGAAUACUGAAGCGCCCUGGCGCCUUUCACGCUCCUGUGACGUCGUUGCCUGCUGACUUGUUCAGAUUACGCACACUUGUGUAAUCUCGCGAUUAAAGUGCACCGCGUGAGCCAUUGUCAAACAGCUACUUCGAAGGGGCUACAUGUACUCCCCUUAUGCCAAGUCGUGUGUAAACGUCUAGAGAAGUCGCGUGCACGAGCUCGCUCAAAGAAAUCUUGAUUAGAAAAUGUCUGCUCGUUUUUUUUUUUUUUUUUUUGAGUGUUGAAGCGAAUUAAGUUUACCAGGUUCGCCCCCGUACUUUCUUUUUUUUUUUGCUGCACGCUGUCUUUCCAUUGCUCUUCGCAUGCAUCUUAUUGCGUUUGCGUUGAAUAGUGAUUGAAUUUGCACAUGCUACCACUGUUCUAAUCUCGAUAUAAGAACGCACACUUGAUUUAUUGCGAAUUCCAUUGUUCCCAACGUGUAAUAACCUUACCUCUGCGUUGCUCGAUGACCGAAUAUAACAUGAGCACUGUCCGUGGUAAAUGGUUACGUAUGCCGCAUUGCUCUGCCUUUUUUUUCUCGCUGCGCUGUGAUGAAAGUCGAGCAACCACGCAUGCGCGGUUGUGCUCAGUCGAAUGCAUUUUUUUAACCUCUAACAUCCACACAGCGCAGUGGAGCCUUACUGUAGAAAGUAUUAGUUUCCAUCUUCAGUUAGACGACAGUCCUGCAAUUGCGCCACAAUACUCGCAAUCGGUUUACGAUACGACCAGUGUGGCGAUUUGGACUUCAUAUGCAUCCGCCGUGGUUGCUUAGGGGCUACGGUGUUGGGCUGCUAAGCACGAGGUUUCGCUAUCGAAUCCCGGCCAUGGCGGCCGCAUUUCUAUCGGGGCGAAAUGCUAAAACACCCGUUUACUUAAUUUAGGUGCACGUUAAAGCACCCCCGGUGGUCCAAAUUACCAGAGUCUCCCACUGCGGCAUGCAUCAUCAGAUCGUGGUUAUCGCACGUAAAACCUCAUAAUUUUUAUUCGUAUGUCAUUGAAGGCUUUUCUUCUUUUUUUGUGCGUAACUCAAGUGGUACGUGGACGCAGAGAAAGAACAAGAAACCCACGCAGCACUCAAUAGUUCGCAAUACGACAGCGAUGCACGAAAUAACUGCACAAUGAGGUCAUAUUGGAGGAUGCGACGUGGUAUAUAUAGAUCGUCGUCUUAAAAUGUGUUUUAGUCCCUUCUGUGCGUUUCGCAUCGGAAAGUUCGAAUACUUGCGCGCUUUCUCGUUUACUGAAAACAAAUGCCGGAAUCGUUUUUUUUUUUUCAUCUCCCAGCGAAGGUGCUCUACUACGCUUACCCGUUUCAGAUACGUUUUGCAGCUUGCAGCUAUUUGAGCUUUAAUGUAUGCAAAAAAGUCUGUUACUGCGCCUUGAUUUAUGCUGUUAUUUUCGAUUUAUUGAUCUAAGAAAACUUAAGUUUUGCAUUUUUAUACGGCGAAGUAUCGUGAAGCUGAGAAAUUAUCUGUGCUAUGUAAAUUUCGGUAUGUAUUUGACAUGUAUUCCUGUACAUAUGUAUAAAUGUAUGUUAAUGCACUGUAUAUAUGCUGCUGUUUGCAGCAUCUGGGUUUAAGUCCAGUCAUGUAGCAUUGAAUCGCUUUUAAUUCCGUUUACAGUCGUGUUUUGCGCUGGUUGUACUGAGUAUGCAUUGCAUUAAACUGCACCUUGCCCAAAUCAUCUGUCAAAAUAAAACUUCUUAUUCUUGUU